Lotus japonicus is the source of this 607-nucleotide messenger RNA. RefSeq names its product abscisic acid and environmental stress-inducible protein-like. The coding region runs from base 56 to 502 and encodes 148 amino acids. NCBI's taxonomy places the organism in Eukaryota, Viridiplantae, Streptophyta, Magnoliopsida, Fabales, Fabaceae. The record is from RefSeq and is a predicted model, not a curated record. The transcript has a single exon.
GACCAUCCAAGAAAAACACAAACAGCAAUCUAGGAGCAAAAUAAUUAUUAGAUCAAUGAUGUCAAGUCUUAGGAUUCAAAACCUCCGCCAGCAGCUUCUGGAGGCUGAGGAAGCAGCAGCAAGAGAGCUGGAGCCCAAGUCCAACCAUGGAACUUCAAACUCAUUUAACAACCACGGUGGCGGUGGCCAAAAUUUCUCCAAUGCAAAGAUCAAUAGUGGCGCAAACUCCGGCGACCAGGACAGUUACGGCCAAGACUAUUUCUCCGAUGCAAAGAUCAAUCGUGGCGCAAACUAUGGCGACCGCUACGGGUAUGGCCAAGAUUAUUUCUCCAACAAUGCAAAGAUCAAUAGUGGCACAAACUCAGCCGACCGCAACAGGUACCGCACAGCAAACAACUAUGGAGGUCGGGCUUUAAACAAUGGCGGCACUUUCAAUGGCCAUGGCAACGGAGGCUUUAUCGAUGGUGACUUUCAUGCCCCAACAACAAACUACAACUAUUAGUUGUUUGUAAUUGUAUUUGUAUUUGAUAUAAGAUGGGUAAUAUGAUCCACUGUAUUAUGUUGUUCUGCUAAUAAAGAAGCUAAGCUAUAGCUCUACUUGUUACUA